This is a messenger RNA of Staurois parvus, 2058 nucleotides long. Lineage: Eukaryota; Metazoa; Chordata; Amphibia; Anura; Ranidae. The record is from the annotation of a GenBank genome assembly.
AUGGUUUUUUGUGGUCGUGUUAACCCUACAACAGGGGCAGUAGAUUGGGUGGAAGAAGGCGAGGACUAUGAUUAUCACCAAGAGAUUGCCAGAUCAUCCUAUGCUGAUAUGUUACAUGACAAAGACCGUAAUGAAAAGUAUUAUCAAGGAAUCCGUGCAGCUGUGAAGAGAGUAAAAGAAAGAGGGGAGAAAGCCAUUGUUUUAGAUAUUGGGACUGGAACCGGACUUCUGUCAAUGAUGGCAGUCACAGCCGGAGCAGACUAUUGUUAUGCUGUUGAGGUGUUUACUCCUAUGGCAGAGGCAGCUAUGCAGAUAGUAAAAGCCAAUGGCUUUGGUGACAAGAUAAAAGUUAUCAACAAGCAUUCAAAAGAGGUGACACUGGGACCAGAUGGAGACAUGCUGCAGCGUGCCAACAUCCUCAUCACAGAACUGUUUGAUACUGAGCUUAUAGGAGAAGGGGCCUUGCCUAGUUAUGAACAUGCCCAGCAAAAUCUUAUGCAGGAGCGGUGGGAAGCAGUGCCUCAUCAGGCUACAGUAUAUGCGUUAGUGGUGGAAUCUCACAGGAUUUGGAGCUGGAAUAAGUUAUUCUGUAUAAACUUGGACCAUGAGCUCAUCCAGCCUCCAGAUGAAAUUCAGACCUGUCCUGGAGCUCCUUCAGUCUGUGAUGUACAGCUUAGCCAGCUAAACACAGAUGACUUCAAAAAACUCAGUGACGUUAUGGUCGUUUUCAGAGUGGAUUUCAGCCAACAAGUCAGCAGUUCUGCUGUCUGUCAUCCUGUGACAUUUACAUCUGUGGCCAGUGGUGCCGCCCAGGUUGUUCUGUCAUGGUGGGACAUCGAUAUGGACCCUGAAGGCAAAAUCAAUUGUACCAUGAAGCCAGGAUGGCUGUAUCCCACUGACCAUCCUGUCCCGUGGCGGGAUCACUGGAUGCAGUGUGUGUAUUUCCUGCCUGAAGAGAGGAAGGUUACUUUGGGAGAAGAGCUCUGUCUCACUGCUUAUCAAGAUGACUAUUGUGUAUGGUACAAGCUUAUAAAGCCUGGCCUGGAGAAGAGCAGCUCAGUUUCAGAUGAACGCCCGGUGUGUCACUGCGGAGCACAUAUCAUUUGGAACCGCACACGCUUUGGGGAAUUGAAUGACCAGGGAAGGAUGGUGAAGUAUAAGGAAGCCAUGAGCAAGAUCCUGACCCCAAGCUCUGUGUGCUUGUGUAUAAGUGAUGGCAGUUUGCUACCGAUUCUGGCUUAUUCUAUUGGAGCAGCUCAGGUUUACACAAUGGAGUCUUCUUCCAUAUCCAAGCAAGUCAUGGAGAAGCUUUUACUAACCAACCAUCUCAAAGAGGCCAUUCCAGUCCUGCAGAGAACACCGGAAAACAUUACUAUUGAUAACCUCGGGGACAAAAAGGUCUCCGCUUUGAUUGGUGAGCCAUUCUUUACAACCAGCCUCCUUCCAUGGCACAAUCUAUACUUCUGGUAUACCCGCACUGCACUGUCAGACAACCUAGCUGAGGGCUGCACUGUGUUACCCAUGGCUGCUUCUCUUUAUGUACUGGCUGUGGAAUUUAAGGAUCUUUGGAGGAUCCGGAGUCCGUGUGGAAUCUGUGAAGGGUUUGACGUCUCUAUUAUGGAUGCAAUGAUCAAGAAAUCCCUUGAUUUUCGGGAAUCGCAGGAGGCGGAGCCCCACGCUCUCUGGGAAUAUCCCUGCAGAGCACUUUCACAGCCAGUAAAGGUCAUGUCAUUUGACUUCCAGGAGACAGUCCCAGAUAAUGACAUGAAGUCAGAGGGCUCUGUGAGUCUAGUGAGGUUGGGAAGGUGUCAUGGUUUUGUACUUUGGAUGGAAUAUCAGCUCACAGAAGACAUUUCAGUCAGUACUGGCCUGUUGGAAGUGUCUGAAGAGAAGGGUGACUGUCAGUGGUAUCCACACAGCAAACAAGGAGUCUUCUUCCUAAAUUCUGUCCUGGAGCUGGGACCAUCUUCUACACAGACCUAUAGUUCUGUCUCUUAUCAGUUGACUUUCAGUCCCAAACUGGGGGACAUUCAGAUAAAUUUUAUCCCUAACUCUUAG